AUGGCGAGCGCUAUUGAAGCCGAGGCCGAGGCGCCUCACAACAUGUUUGACACCAUCCUCGUUCUCGACUUUGGUUCCCAGACCAGCCAUCUCAUCCUCCGUCGCCUGAGAUCCCUCAAGGUCUACGCUGAGAUGCUGCCCUGCACAACCAAGCUGGCCGAUCUUCCUUUCAAGCCCAAGGGUAUCGUGUUGUCUGGCGGCCCCUCGUCCGUCUACGACCAGGACUCUCCUCACGUCGACCCCGCGAUCUUUGAUCUCGGCGUUCCCAUUUUGGGUAUCUGCUACGGUUGCCAGGUAAUUCUCGAUCCGAUAUAUCCCCCUUGCUUUCGACUGCACGAGGACGCUUUCUCGUCUUACACCAAGACUCCGGCGGAACUCGCCUGGAGAAUCAACUCCAAGAACGUGGCCCGCGGAGAGGCCCGAGAGUACGGUCACGCCGAUGUCACUAUCCUCAACUCCGGCAACUCCCACACCGAUCGCCUCUUCGCUGGUCUGGGAGAGACAAUGCAAGCAUACAUGAGUCACUUCGACAAGUUGGUGGCUCUUCCCGAAGGAUUCACCGUCGUUGCAAGCACGGCAAACUCUGAGUAUGCCGGAAUCGCCCACCAGACCAAGCCAAUUUACGGCGUCCAAUUCCACCCUGAGCUGGAGCACACACCUCGCGGCAGUGAGAUCCUGAAGAACUUCGCCGUUGAUAUCAGUGGCGCCAGACCCAACUGGGUGAUGGAGGACUUCAUUCAGAAGGAGAUCAUCCGCAUCAGACACCUUGUCGGCGACAAGGCGCAGGUCAUCGGCGCCGUCUCUGGAGGUGUCGAUUCCACUGUCGCUGCCAAGCUUAUGAAGGAAGCCAUUGGCGAUCGCUUCCACGCCAUCCUCGUCGACAACGGCGUCAUGCGUCUCAACGAGUGCGAGCAGGUCAAGGAGACUCUUGAGAAGCACCUUGGCAUUAACCUCACCGUCGCUGACGGAGCUGAGCUGUUCCUUGGUCGCCUGAAGGGUGUCACCGAGCCCGAGAAGAAGCGCAAGAUCAUCGGCGCAACCUUCAUCGACCUUUUCGAGAAGGAGGCUCUUAGAUUGGAGAAGGAGGCCGAGAACACCGAGAAUGCCGGACCCAUCACUUGGUUCCUCCAGGGCACACUUUACCCCGAUCUUAUCGAGUCCCUCUCCUUCAAGGGACCCAGUGCGACUAUCAAAUCUCACCACAACACCGGCGGACUUCCGGAGAAGAUGAAGCUCAAACUCAUCGAGCCCCUCAGAGAAUUGUUCAAGGAUGAGGUUAGAGAGUUCGGCAGACAAUUGGGCAUCCACCAAGAUCUGGUCAUGCGUCACCCGUUCCCCGGCCCCGGUAUUGCCAUCCGCAUUAUUGGAGAGGUGACACCCGAGAGAGUCGCCAUUGCCCGUGCUGCCGACAACAUCUUCAUUUCUAUGAUCAAGGAAGCCGGAAUCUACAAUGAGAUGUCCCAAGCAUAUGCUGCUGUGGACUCCAACAAGGCUGUUGGAGUUCAAGGUGAUGCCAGAGUUUACGGCUACAUUAUCAUUCUCCGCGCUGUUAAGACUCUGGACUUCAUGUCCGCGGAGCCUUACGAGUUCGACUUCAACCUCCUUAAGAGGAUCUCGACCCGUAUCAUCAACGAAGUUGACGGCGUCGCCCGCUGCACAUACGACAUCACGUCGAAGCCCCCCGGAACGAUCGAAAUGGGUUCGUAG
Colletotrichum costaricense is the source of this 1707-nucleotide messenger RNA. Its product is annotated as GMP synthase domain-containing protein. Lineage: Eukaryota; Fungi; Ascomycota; Sordariomycetes; Glomerellales; Glomerellaceae. The coding region runs from base 1 to 1707 and encodes 568 amino acids. Gene Ontology annotation, cellular component: cytosol. Gene Ontology annotation, biological process: GMP biosynthetic process. The transcript has 22 exons. Gene Ontology annotation, molecular function: ATP binding; GMP synthase (glutamine-hydrolyzing) activity; GMP synthase activity. The record is from RefSeq and is a predicted model, not a curated record.